AACAGUGAGAUUCAGAUGGAGAAUUUUCUCUUCCUUCUGGAAAGUGUUGAUACUGCAUGGCUGACCCCCAGCUUCAGUACUUGGGCAAUGGACAUGAUCCUUGCCUUUGUGUGCGGGCUGGGGCUCUUCCACCUAUUAUUACCCCUCCUCCACCUUAACUCACUCUCACCUCCAUCAGCGGAAAACAUUACUGCCCAAAAGGUGGUGAAGAGGGAGCACAGCAAGGUCAGGAAGAAAAUCAGGACCACCAAAGCUUGCAGAGGCAGCAGGAAGAAACCAAAGGGGGACGAGGUACUGAUGUCACUUGUGCACAGGAUGCUAGAGAGGCUUGCCAAUACCAUCAGCAUUUGCCAGCUCUUAAGACAAGAUGCCUCAGGUGAAGCGUCCAAACUAGAAGCUACCAAAGUCCACCUGCCACCUAGGCAGCCCACAGAGGAGUCUAUGGCCACCAAUUUGUCCCCAGAGGCUUCCUCCACUCCUCUCAAGGAACAUCUGCUGCCCAAAGAUUCUAAAAACUUAUCACAUGUCCUGAUGAAUUCCUCAGCUUCUAUUAAGUCACAAUUGUCUGUGAGUGCCUCUCAUCUACCCGAGACCUUGACUCAUGGAAGACGCCACUCACCACCAUGGGUACCUUCCUACCCAUCUCAUCCUCCUGAUCCUGUGGCUUGUUCUCCAUCCAUGCCAGAUUCCAGCAUGAAGGCUCCUUGGUUUACUAUUAAACACUACUGACCUCAGAGAGCACACCACUGCCAGGUUUGCCUUCUCCCAUCUCAACAACCCCAGGCCUUAACCACUCAAGCAGGCCUACUUCAAUCAUCCCAGGCCUUGUCCACUCAAUCAGGCCUACUUUGACCACCUCAGUCUUUAACCAUUCAAGUAGGCCUACCCCAACCACCGCAAACCUUAACCACUCAGUAUGCCUGCCUUAACCACUCAAGCAGGCCUACCUUAACCACCCCAGGCCUAAACCACUUAAGCAAGUCUAUCUUAGACCCUUCCUGGUACUAGGUACCUGCCAAAACCUGAUUCCACUCCAAUUUGUCACAUGGUGAGUCCUUGUAAGAACACCUUUCUCUCAGCCUUCAAGAGGUCUCAUUCUGGACAGGCCCCAUACACAGGCAGAUAGAGGCUGGGGAGCCCACUCUCAUCAACCCUGAUAUCCAGGAGGUGCUGGAACUUCAGAUUAAUAAUAAGGUUGAACUAAAAGUUUAGACGGUAAAAGGAAAAGAAAGAUGUGACCAUACCUUGGGCUGUAUGGGCAGGAAUCUGCAGUCCUGGAGCAGCAACCAGGCCACCAUCAGAAACUGCAAAUCAAAACAGUUUUCAGGUUCAUCAGCAGUUAUUUUACCAGAAGGUCUUAGGCAAUCAUUUUCAGCAGAAAUAUAGCCAGCUUUUCUGGGGCCUCCCCUUUCUCCACAGUGAGUCCCUUGUGGCUACUGUCAACAUAGUGUGGUCCCUGUAGGUCCCUCCUCCAUCUUAUUCAACGGACCCUCUACUUACAUCCCAAUACAAGUUAAGACUAAUGUACCUCCACAGCUUUUUUCUCCAAAUCCUUUGCUUCAUAACUUGGUCAAAGCCUAAUCUUUGACUCCAAAUAUGUCCUGGUCCAUAUCUCUACCAGUGGCUGGAAUCCAAACCCAGGACCAUGACCCAUCCUCUCUCCCAAAGCUACCAUGCCAUUCACAUCAAAUUUGGGACUAUGCCCUAUAGCUUCAAGAUCCCAAUUUAUUGUCCCACCUACUGUUCAAUACCUAGAGUGCUACCUUUUGAAGAAGUUUCAAGAAAGGAGUUAUUUACUGGCCAUGGUUAAAAAGUCACAGGAAACAUUUAAUCAACUUACUUCCAAAAGUUGGACCUCCCAGGGAAAGAGUUCUGUUGUCUACCUACCAGGAGAAUUCAUUAACCCCAAGCUCCAAGAACAGCUGAAACAACACAUAAAAAAAUAGGUUCACACAAAACCAGGGACAAUGGUCCUGAAAGGUCCAGCUAUCUCUGGAUCUGAAAAAGUCUCAGGACAAACUCCCAGGGAUGGGUCAGAUAGAAGUUAUUCAUGGGACUUCAUGUUCCUCAGCACUAGCAGAUGAAAGCACCAGCAUCCACGGAGUGUCUCAUCACAGGGCAGAGAGAUAUUCCAACUAUAGAAAGACCCAUGCAAGGAUCUGACAAACUGGGAAGAGCUCUGAAAGAUCUAUACAGGAGCCCGGAAGGUUCCCUAGGCUAAGUACUCAAGGCUGUCUCUGAGGCAGAGGUAGAACAUUGCCAUGAGACACCUGAGAAAUGAUUUGCGAAGUGUUUCCCUGGUGGGAACAGGAAAGAAGCAGCUGGAAGGCACCCUGAAAAACCACUAAAGCAGCAAGUAGAAGCAUACCAAUGACAGGAAGGUGCCCAUGGGCAUUUGUCAGGGAAUACGCAUGGACCAUGCAUUGGUCCCUCCUGAAAACUCAAAGACAAAUACAGAAACUUGGAAAUAACCAUCCUUGAACAAUUCAAUCAUCUGCAAGAAAACUUCUAAUGGGCUCUCCUUCCUAGAUCCUGGCACUUAGAAGGUGCUGGAAACACAUCAUUACAAGAUGCUUAGCGUGGCACAGAUGGAGCCUGCCCCUCAGAGGCCUCAAGACAAUACAUGUUUUCAACGUGAACAAGGCUAUAGCAUUGCCCUUUCCACAGCACUCCAAUUCAUCUUUGUCCUUCUGGGAAUCUGGAGAUGACUCCAUUGUCAAAAUGGCCAGUGUCCUGGGAGAACCUUUUCAGAAAGACUCAGAAGAGAAAGUGAGAAAAACAACUUCCACUAUGAAAUCUCUUUCCACAUAGAACCUUCCUUCUGCCCUCCAGUUUGAAAUCCUGAGACUCCACUUAGUGACAACUCUGGGCCCUCUGAGGCCCCUACAACUGUCCAGGGGGACAGUGUGACUUCUCUGUCCACCUCACAGAGUCUCGUGGGCACAGCUGGGCACAGUAAUGCAGUGGUUGGAUCUUGCACGGGCAACUCAGAGCCAAAUCUAGGCCUAGUCAAGGGUGCAUAUAAGUCACAGAGUGAGGGUGUGGCUUUAGGAGAUAUCUACCAUGGGGUGCCAGUUUGGGAGAUCAGUGUAGCAUCCAAUUCACCAAAUAGUAGGGAUACUUGGGAACUAGAGGAGCCAGAGGAAGAGUCCUGUGACUGGGCACUCAACAUGGAAGCCGGGUAGAUGGCAAACUCUCAAACCAGCAAUGAACAUCUGAGGGAAUCAGAAUCAUUGGAGACCAGUGAAAGUCUAUCCCUUUCUAGAACUAUUUCCCAGGAUCCAGAAGACUUGGGCCUGAGCACACCUCACUGCUUGGCCACUGGUGGUGUACUGCAAGACUGUGCCACUGGGAUGUUCUUUCAAGACUGUGCCCCUGAGUUUAUGCUUGCUGCAGAUAUCCUGGCCUCCAGGGCUUCCCAGUUCAGCUUCAGGACUCUGUCAGCUACAAGCAAGUCAACCUGUCAAGACAGGUACCCUGUCUUGUCAAUGGAAGGGAAUGUCCCCAAGAUUUCCAAACCCACAACCAUGGACUAGCCAUAUCUUUGGUUAGACUGACCAAAAGGACUAUGGAAAUCCCAGGCAGGACGUAUGGCUUUUAGGGAUGAGGCCUGCUCAAGUAUGGUCACAAUGCAUUUCCUCCCCAAUUGCAGAAAAGUUUGAGGAAAAAUUAAAAGCUUUAUGAUGUCAAUUUUGACCCACAAAGGCAAAGUGCAAGAGAUCUUCCCACAAAAAGUCAAGGUCUUAUCAGUCAGGACCCAAAGCCAAAGGUCAGUUGUGAACAGAGUAUUCAUGCCCUGACAGGUCCCUGAAACACAGGACUUAAUGACCUCUGUUGAAUGGUUUCUAGAAGGGAAAUUGGUGAUUCACCUUAGGUGUACUCCCUCAUAGAAAAAUUUGCACCAAGAAACACCCCAAGCCCCAGUGAGUAGACAUGUCUACUCUCAGAAUUUCUAGUGCAGAAUCAGAAAUAUUGGAAGGAAACACUAGCCAUGUUUACCAAGCCACACCCAAGGUACACAGCCAACAUCCCACAGACAAAUGAAUGCCUUAUGGCAACAGCCAGGCCUAAGUGUCUAGAGAACCUGUAUCCCAAGCCAGACCCUAUCAGCACAGGGUACAGGCACCACUGUCCCCAGGACUCCUGGCCCCUGUCUGAAAUGAUGCCUCUGCAGAAGUAUACUGUCUGGAAAAGCAAGUAUUUUUCCAAAUGUACCCAUUAAAAUUAAUCCCUUUCAAAAUUAAACAUUUCCCCUGCAAAACAA
This is a messenger RNA of Peromyscus leucopus (white-footed mouse), 4264 nucleotides long. Its product is annotated as spermatogenesis-associated protein 31E1-like. The transcript has 4 exons. The record is from RefSeq and is a predicted model, not a curated record. Bases 16 to 729 code for a protein of 237 amino acids. Lineage: Eukaryota; Metazoa; Chordata; Mammalia; Rodentia; Cricetidae.